AGUUCUGUCAACGAUGUAGGAAUCUCUUGUUACUCAGUGAAGAAUUCGUGCAAAAUUUCUGUAUCAUGUUACGUAAUAUUUUGUGUAAGCUACCUGUGCUAACCACCAUAUCUGACGUUCCCGCAUCACCCUAUAAUGUUAGCUUGCUGAGAUCUCUAUCUCCGACCACUCACGAAUGCCGAAGAAACACGAAGAAAAACAGUUCCAGACCAUAUUCCAAGUACAUCCACAGAAGGUCUAACUCCUUUCCAUCUGCUAAUCCAAAAACUUCUCAGUCUGAGAGGCUGGUGCAGCAGAGGACCUGGAAAGAACCUUUUUCACAAGGCUCCAAUAGUUCGAAGUUAGUCAACAGACGUGACUUGCACCAGAAAAUCGAUGCCUCCUUCCGAAAAGAACAUUCAGAAAUCGAGAGACGCAAUGAAAUACAAAAAACAAAAGUGAAAGGAACCGUCCCUGAACCUGCCACGGAGGACAAGAAAUACUACGACAACUAUGAAGUCACAGAACAAUACGAGCUAGAAGCUUCCAAGCCGAGAAGAAGUCAAAGCGAACUAGUCUUCAAUGUCUUCGAAUACAUGGAAAAACUAGAAAGUGACUAUGACCCCAUAAACUACCUUCAACCCAACAACUUGAGACCAUUCGGCUCCAUGGAUAAUGUUUACUACCCCAACAUGAUGGGAAGCAAAGAGCCGAAUGUGAUGCGAUACCCUCAAACCUAUAAUGCAGAAGAAACUGAGCUUUCUAGUACGGUGAAGAAGACCAAGACGAAGGAUGAUCUCCAGCAGAGAGAAUACUCAACUAACACUAAGACUUUCCAUAGCAAACCACAAGGUCCCGUGGACCUCAUAGACAAUCUUCCACCAUUUGACGAAUCCGGUCAUUAUGUUAAUGUCAAGCCCAAACCAAAUCAUAAUGCAAAGAAACCGGUACCAGUGAAGUACUUCGUGAAUAAGCCCAAACCGAACAAGGAAGUUGAGGAGGCUUUGGGUGUAGCAGAGGAAUGUAAAAAGAAAUUGAUCAAAUCGAAAUACAACAGCGAAGAAGAAUCCAAAAAGAAUGUUCAUGAGUCUCAUAAGUUACCUUGGUGCGAAGACUUCCUCACUAAAGAAGAACACACAGAAACUUUGAUCAAACAUACCAUAUCUAAUAAACCAACAGUCAAAGUCGCAACUCCAUGGCUUUCCUACUCUGAUACUUUGAAGAACCAAUCUCCAAAAGAUGAUUACCCUCUGGAACUAGAUGUAGAUACAGAGAUAAAAUCACCUCUAAGACAGAUGAACACCAAACCUUCGUCUCCUCAGAAACGAAGUCUCAAUAUAGAAACGUACCAGCCAUCAGAUUCGAAUAAUAAUCACGAAAACAUUUUGCAGCGACAAAAUACUGCUGGUACCUUCCAAAAAAGAAACCUAGCUACAGAGCCAGUGUCAAAAAUCAAUAUCGCCAAAAACACCAAGAGUAAUUUGCAUGUCUCAGUCGUAUCGACAAUGUUGCCAAUGAAGAAAAAGUUUGUGAGAGAGAAAACUUUCGUGAAGUCGAAUCACUACGCCAAAACUGCUCGACCACUAGAACCUAAGAGUUGCGAGAAGCCUCUCCAGAAGAAAAAAUGUUUCCUUCCAUCGAAAGUCAGACUGAAACCACCUGUUUGUACCCCCAAACCUCCCCCUUGUCCGAUCAAAGAACCUUGCGAAAGAUCCGACGACUGCUUGAGAAUAAAACCUAAAAAGUUGCCAGUUCUAGAGACUUCUAACUGUCCAUGUGUCGAAGAUGUGGUUCCAGAGAUCAAUCCCAAGAUGAAGCGACUUUGUUUGAAGUUUCCAGACCCUCCUAGAGUUUGCCCACCACCCCCUUCUUGUGGCCCUAGAGCUGACGACAACUUGGUCGCAAAACCUAAAAAACUGGUAAUGUUAAAACCCAGUGACUGCGUUUGCGUGGAACCCCCUCCAAUGACCGAUAUCAAAUUCAAGAGGUUACAGAAGAUUUGUGUUCCAGAAGAGAAAUGCUAUCCGAAAACUGAAUGUCCUCAGCCACCCCCUUGCGUAAGGGCAGACGAUAAAGUUAUCAUUUGCGAGAAACCACUGCCCCAAUUGAAAGCCGGGUAUUGUCCAUGUGUUGAGCCUGAAGUGCCUGAUAAGAAUCCCAAAAUGCGUAGGCUCAAGUUCACUUUCAAAGAUCCUCCGAAGCCCAAGUCAUGUGAACCUAUCAACCCAUGCCCACCUAGAGCUGAUGAUCGUAUGCCUGAAAAACACAAGAAACUACCGAUAUUCAAACCUAGCGACUGUGUAUGCAUCGAACCCCCUCCCAUGGUCAACGUACCGCUCAAAAGAUUAGAAAAAACCUGCGUUCCGGAAGUGAAAUGUUAUCCAAAAAAGGAAUGCCCAAAACCUGAACCAUGUAUCAGAGCGGACGACUGCUGGGAACUGAAAAUAAAACCCCUCCCAGUCAUCAAGGAUGGACCCUGCAUAUGCAUAGAUCCUUUCGUCCCAGAUAAAAUUCCCAAGCUCAAAAAGUUGGAUGUAGAGUGCGGAGACCAGCCAAGACCUCGGACCUGCCAACCAGUGAACCCGUGUCCACCAAGAGCCGACGAAAGUAUAAAACCGAAGAUCAAGAAGCUACCUCUCAUAGAAAUGGGCGACUGCAAAUGCAUCGAAGCCCCUGAUAUGACAGAUGUGCCACUGAAGAGGCUGCAAAAGGUCUGCGAGCCAGAAGAAAAAUGUUACCCCAAGAAAGAAUGCCCUGCGCCGGAGCCUUGCCUGAGAGCGGAUGAUACUCUCUGUUCCAGAAAGAAACGGUUACCGAUUCUGGAGGCUAAAGAGUGUCCUUGUGUGGAAAGCCCACCGCUGAAAGAAGCGCCAGCGCUGAAGAGGCUGGAACUCAAGGUGUGUGAGCCUCCGAAGAUAUGCCCCAAGCCGAAGGUAUGCGAUGAAGUGCCUAGGGCUGACGACCACUGGAAGGGUAAGGCUAAGAAGCUGCCAAAGCUGAAACCUGGAGAUUGUCCUUGCGUGGAUCCACCUAUGGUUGAGGCACCAUGUUUGAAGAGACUGGUUUGCAAAGACGAUCCAGAAGACUGCUUCGAGGAAGAUCCAUGCAUAGACACACCAAGAGCUGAUAUGGGGUGCUGGGAGUACUAUAACUCCGAAGAGCAAAAGUGCAACAACACUAAGAAAAGUAAGAAGGGAGUGAGCUAUAAUAGUAAAAGGCGAUACAAUACUGACUCUAGGGUGAAUUUGUUCGAUGAGGUCAAGAAUGCUGUGAGGAAUAGAGAGAUCGAAAGGAAUGGAACAGCAGUUGAAACUGGUAGGCUGAAUGAGGUGACUAAGAAAGAGGGUUUGGGAGUGGUGAAAUUACUAAACAGUAACUCAACUCCUACAUUUGCGCUAUUGAAUGACCUCAGAGAAUUGGAGAAAGAGACUCCAAGCCGUUUAGCGUUCGAAACGAAGAAACAAUAUAUCGGAAAGAUGUCGGAAAAGUAUCCAUAUCGACAAGACUACGACUGUGGUACAUCUGUCAGGAAGUUGAGUACUGUCGUGCCAAAUAUGCCUCAAGAUCCUAUAAGGAAGAAGAAAUGUUUGGAUAUAAAGAUGCCGUGCGAUAAGAAGAAGAAGCAGCCUACGUGUCAUAAAAUUGGCUCUCCUUGUAGUCUAACGAAGUUGAAAUGUGCUAGCACUAAAUGUCCGGUGAAUUGUGAGAAAGAGAGAACUCCGAUUUGCUGCGAAAAGAAAACUUCACCUUAUCCAGCAUUCUCUGAAUUGGCAGAGGAGGAAUUGGAACCUUUUUCAGAGACCACACAGUACACAUGUAGUCGCAAAGACUAUGGUUUUCAUCCGAGAUACAAGAGACUGAAUGAUCCGCUAUCGAAAGACAAUAAUAAGAAGAAAUAUAGUACGUUGGUUGCCAAUGAAGAAGCCAGGGACAGCAAUCUCUCCAACAAAGUAUACAUUCCACGGUUACACUCAGCUAACAACGACUUAAGGUUAGAAACCAAUGCAAACCUGGAAUCAUCUGUGGCUCCAGGAGAUAUUAAAUGCACAUCACCAAUACGUAAAAUAGCUCCGUUAGUAAAUAAAUUAUCAUAUUUUCCACUAGAACAAAAAUUCUGCCAACUUCUGAAGCAGAAAGCAAACUAUGGAAUUAUUGGGAUUGACACCACGAUACCCAGGAUUUCAAGCUAUGGAACAUCAACAAUCCUUUCUCGCUCUCAAAUUGAACCUGGCCUCUCCAGAAAUAUAUAUGUCUACAUGGGAAAGAGUCAAUCUCUCAGUACCUCACUCUUCAGGUACAAGUCAACUUCAACUGAGAAAAACAAGAAAUGCAAACCAAAGAAGAAGAAAUGUCCAAAAUUCAAGAUGGAGAACUGCCCAGAACCGACUGUCCGACCCGCAUGCAAAAGAAAACGUCCCGUCUACGUCUGUGUCAAAGAAAAAUCGAGAGCACCUUACCCAGCAUUCACCGACUGCCUAGACGAAGAGCUAGCAGAAAACUUAGCCGAAUGCCCUUUGCAACGCGAUAAGAUACGACAAAUGCAGCCGAGCUGCAUGGAUCCUCUCGACAGACCAAAACUCACGAAACCAGUUGAGCCCGUGGUAGGCAAAGUCGAUCCAUUGAAGGAACACGAAUGUGUAAAGGCAAGAUUAGCUAUCGAUAAUCAGGGUCUCUCUCAAAGUUGCCAUGAUUUCGGUAGAUUCCAGAAAGUCAUGAGAGCCAAAGACUACCUCAAAGAAGUGAACAGAGACUGUACCGAGAUCGAGCGGAUGAGGAAGCUGGGAAAGUGGCCCCCAAAAAAUUCCAGAGGCUUAUGCAGUGCUUCUGUCGACUUGUUUUCCUUCCAGAAACGUGGCAUGUGCGGAUAUCUGAGAUAUCCGAAUGCGAAACACUCUCAAGCACAAGAAGAAGUCAUCGAGGAAAAACCAAACUUGAAACUUAAACCAAAAACUGGCAGCCUGAAAUUCAAUGCUUGCCCCAAGAGCAUAUACAUAAGGAAAUAUCACGUGCUAUGCAUCAAACCCGAGAAGAAAGUAGUAGACAAUUUCGAUAUCAAAAUGAACGAAGUUUCCCAGCACCAACUAACUGAAGAUGACUCCUGCAAGUUUAUGAAGCUGCGGAACGUCCAAUGGAGGAUAAAUAACUUCCAGAAGUGGCAUCGGCUACAGAGGAUGAUCAGCACACCAGAUUGCCCCAAGAAAUAUUCGAGAACAUCAACAGGUGUGAAAAAAUUAGCUUUCUUAGGACAGAGCCAGAAAACUUUCAGCACCUCAGCAACGAAGCUAGUUUCUCUCCCAGAGCCUUUGGAAGCUUUCGUGCAUCGAGGGAUAUCUACUACCUAUAUCUUAUCUCGAGCUGAAGAUGAUAAAAAUGGUAUUUUUGGUUUGAAAGGAAAGUGUCCCAAAGGGUCGAAAUCUUGUCCUAAGUUGUCGCUACCGAAUUGUUCAAAGAAGAAACGCAAAACAUGCGAGUGGAAAUACACUGGCAGACACUGCAAGAAGCUUGAUUCACCUUACCCAGCAUUCUCCGAGUGCAGGGACUACGAUAUCAGUCCCAAAAUAUGCGAGUGUCCAGUGCUGAAAGAACAGAUCCAGCAGCUACAACCCCAAUACCCUAUUCUGCCAGAAAUCAGCUCAGGUUUUCUUCCUGAACUCCCUCCGCAGCAAAAAGUGGAUGUAAAUAUUGAGGAAGAGUACGUCAGACACAAAUAUGGCUUGGAGAAAGAAGGAGUCACUUUGGAUUGCAGUACCUUCGGUCUCAAGAGAAAACCACUAUCCUGCAAGAUAGCCAAACAAAAAUAUGAGAACGUGUCUGAACCUGCAGAAGAUGAAUGCAAGCAACAAUGUACUGAGGAAAUCGUUGAGGUAAAAGAGGUUCCAAGCUGCAGCGCCCACACAGAAUGGUGUAGGUCGGAUAAGAUGAAUGGUACUCCACCUAGAAGAACCCUAGUGGAUGACUGUCGUAAACCAUAUCCAGAAUUUAGCAAACCAGAGGUUUCUACACAGCAGGUGGUGAAAAAAUGCGAUCCAAAAGUCGAAGCACCAACCGAGGAUUCAAAUGAAUACGAAGAAACUGCGAAACCAACUGAAGCAAACGACGUGAACAAUCGUCCCAAGAUGAACCCUUGCUUAUGUAAAUUGAAGCCUCCUUGCGAGAAGAAAGAUCUAACUCUAUGGCAGAGGAUAGUCAAUUACUUCAAAGCUAGACCGAACUGUCCAGCCCCAGACGAUUGGAAGAAGAAAGCUGCAAGAGAAAAAGCAGAGAAGUACGCUAAAGCUGCUGGCUUGGUGGUCUGCGACCCUAAACAACUACCCAAGAAAGGAUCAUGCUGUGUUGAAGAACUUCCAAAGGUUAUCACUCCGAAAUGUCCAAAGUUUCCAUACAGGAAUGAAGCUGACAAAGGUAGAAGGUCAUUCAGUACCACCUGUAUGGUUCAGGACAAACGAGUUAGGAAUCUCAAUCUCAUUGCACGAAGCCAGUCUUCUGUGUGCCACAGGUGGUAUAGUACUGGUCCGCCAAUGGGCGAUGAAGACAGAGAUAGUCUUGACGGAGAAGAAAACAUGACGUGCAAGAAAGAUACAACAGCUGGUAGCGAGAGGAGACACUUCAGUACCAUGAGAAAUGCAGAUACUUUGGAGGAUGCAACCAAAAACCUAGAUGGUGCAGCCAUUCCAUGUGAACACUCUGAGAUAGACAGUAACGUUGGUUUCAAUGCCUAUAUCGAACCAGAUGAAUCAGAUAUACUCGAUGAGGAAAUUAUAAGAAACUUUGGAAUCAAUGACAUGAAUAGCAAUGAUGGAAUGCUGAUUGAUACUAGUGAGAGCCUCAAUACUGUACUAUAUCCAGGAAAUGAUGUAGCCGAUGCCUAUGAUGGUAUUGAGGAGAAUUUAGUUGAUGAAACAUUUUUGAAUGAAGUAGAUGAUUGCACACUUGGGAAUAAAGAUAAUGUUAGGAAAUGGAGUACAGAAGGAAGUGGUCAAACCGGAAGACGUUACUACUCUAGGAACGUGAAUUGGCGUAACCUGGAGGACAUAAACAAAUCUUUGGAGGAGGAAGAGAAAAAGAGACUGGUCAAGAAGAUUUUGAAACCGUACCUGGAAGGUGCAACUAGAGAACAUGAAUCUGAAGAUGAUUGUGAUGAUAAUAUCCAGAGGAACUUGGAACAAAACCAGGAAGAUAUUACCAGUAGGAACGUGGUAGAGACUGAGAACGAGACGGCAAGUUUUUCGAGGCACGUUAGUCAGAGGAAGCUGAGCUUUUUCGAUGUUAUUUUUCAUGAACCCAUGAACGAUACGAUGGGUUACAAUCAGGCUAGAGCUUUUGCGGCUUUCCAAGAGUUUUUCCACAAAAUCGAAGUGUUUUCAGAUGUCAAUUAUGAGGAAGUUGAGAAAAAUAAGACUAAAAAGAUGGUGCAGCAAUUGGAUGAGUUGAUGAUAGACAAAAAUCAAAAUAAAGAGGACUAAUCAAAGUGAUAAAUUUAUAUAUAGGUAUUGCCCUUGUACCUGUUGAAAUUUGAAUAGAUGUCGCUAACUAUUUGUAAUAUAAUAAUGUCAUUCCCACGAAGUUCAUGCCUGAUACAUAUUCCUUGAAAAAUACACUUUAUCUGAAUUCGAG
Messenger RNA from Phaedon cochleariae (mustard beetle), 7593 nucleotides. Lineage: Eukaryota; Metazoa; Arthropoda; Insecta; Coleoptera; Chrysomelidae. The record is from the annotation of a GenBank genome assembly.